AUUACUACUAGCAUUUUGUAGAAUAGAAAAUAAUAAUAAUAAUAAUAAUGGAGCAGGAGAAGGGCAAAGGGAGCGAGGAGAGAUGGGGCGGAGCCAUAGCCAAUCUAACGGAGAUGGCUUUGAAUCUGGAUUCUCUGCAAAAACUGCUUCUCAAGAAAGCUGUAUUUGUCGAUGAAGAUACCUUUGCCAAAGCCUCUCUAACCUCCGAACAAGCCCGAACAAUUAAGGUUCUUGAACAAAGAGUGGAGACGCUGGAAAGAGAGGUGGAUGCUGCAAUCACAGCAGCUGCGCGUGCUCGUUCCGAGAAACGACAGGCCGAGGCGGCGCAAAAGGCUGCCGAAUUGCGUGCCCAGGAGGUUACAAAAGAGCUUGAGAACACCACAAAAGUAUUCGAACUGCACACGGAAGAGUUGCGAGCAAAGCAAGAAGAAAUCUCUAAGCGUGAUAAGGAAAUUAAACUCCUUGAAGCUAUAAUUCAGACGCUUGGUGGAAAGGAUUCACGCUCUACCGUCGGAUGAAAAAAGCUCGUUAUCUGAUUAUACUACGUAUCACAUUUUUCUCUGUGGUUUUUCUUUUUUCUUUUUUCUUUUUUUUGUAAUGUAAAGAGAAACCCAAAUCCUUUAAUGUCAUUCUAAUUAUAAAAUUGGUAUGUAUUUUCACAAGAAAAAUGGCUGUUUUAAUGUGAUAAAGAGGAAGAAGUUUCUAUCAUUUUGUUAUUUGUUGGCCAAAUUGUAAUAAGAUUCGACUUUGUAGGA
Messenger RNA from Theobroma cacao (cacao), 755 nucleotides. RefSeq names its product tropomyosin. Lineage: Eukaryota; Viridiplantae; Streptophyta; Magnoliopsida; Malvales; Malvaceae. The record is from RefSeq and is a predicted model, not a curated record.